UCUCCUUUUUCACCGUACACUUUUUCAUUUAUUUUUUCCUUUCUUUUCCAUAACCACUCAUAUCCAUCUAUGGUGUGAGAAUUUUGUAAGAUUUUGGAACAUUGCCCUGUGAAGAGCUUGUGUGGUAGUACUUGAAAUUUGAAAACUUGAUCUGGGUUUGGUUUGUUUCAUUCUCAACAUCCCUUUUGGUUCAUAAUUAAGUGGUCCCCUUUCUGUUUCUUCCAUCCUUUUUUCAAGGUUUCUGCAAUUUGAUGUUGUGUGGGGAAAGGGGUGAAUACUUCAUAACUGAGCAGCAAUUGUAAUAAAGUUCAACCAGCAUUGAGGAUGAAUGGGCAAAAAAUUAAGCGCCGAGUGGGUAAAUAUGAUGUAGGGAGGACAAUUGGUGAAGGAACAUUUUCAAAGGUGAAGUUUGCACGUAACUCUCAGACCGGGGAGCCUGUGGCUCUUAAGAUUCUUGACAAAGAGAAGGUUCUCAAGUAUAUGAUGGCUGAGCAGAUCCAGCGAGAAAUAGCUACGAUGAAGUUAAUCAAGCAUCCAAAUGUUGUUCAACUAUAUGAGGUCAUGGGGAGCAAGACAAAAAUAUACAUUAUUUUAGAGUUUGUGACUGGAGGAGAGCUCUUUGACAAAAUUUUAAACAAUGGACGUAUGAGUGAAAAGGAAGGGCGUAGGUAUUUCCAGCAGCUUAUAAAUGCCGUUGAUUAUUGCCAUAGCAGGGGUGUCUACCACAGAGACCUGAAACUAGAGAACUUGUUAUUAGAUGAUUCUGGAAACCUUAAAAUAUCUGACUUUGGAUUGAGUGCUCUUUCCCAACAAAUCAGGGAUGAUGGACUGCUCCAUACAACAUGUGGAACUCCAAAUUAUGUUGCUCCUGAGGUCCUUAAUGAUGUAGGCUAUGAUGGGGCAGCUGCAGAUUUGUGGUCAUGUGGCGUGAUCCUUUUUGCGUUGCUUGCAGGUUACUUGCCUUUUGAUGACUCUAAUGUUUUGAACCUGUAUAAAAAAAUUUCAGCUGCUGAAUUUACUUGCCCUCCCUGGCUUUCUUUUAGUGCCAGAAAAUUGAUAACUAAAAUCUUGGAUCCCAACCCCAUGACUCGUAUCACUGUACCCGAGAUUUUGAGAGAUGAAUGGUUUAAGAAGGACUAUAAACCUCCGGUUUUUGAGGAGACAAAGGAGACCAACAUUGAUGAUGUGGAAGCCGUCUUUAAAGAUUAUGAAGUGCUCAAUGUAAGAGAGAAGAAGGAAGAGCAGCCAACACCAAUGAAUGCAUUUGAAUUGAUAUCCUUGUCCAAAGGGCUGAACCUUGAAAACUUGUUUGACAUAGACCAGGGGUUUAAAAGGGAAAUAAGAUUCACAUCAAAAUGCCCUGCCAAGGAGAUAAUCAACAAGAUUGAAGAAGCUGCAAAACCUCUUGGUUUUGAUGUGCAGAAGAAAAAUUUCAAGAUGAAGCUUGAAAAUUUGAAAGCUGGAAGGAAAGGAAACCUCAAUGUUGCCACAGAGAUAUUUCAAGUGGCACCUUCUUUUCACAUGGUUAAGGUGCAUAAAGAAAAAGGUGAUACAUUGGAGUUCCUUAAGUUCUACAACAAGCUUUCAACAUGCCUGGAGGAUGUUGUUUGGAAAACUGAAGAUGACGUAGAAGAUACAAAGUGAAAUUGAUGCAACCACCAAAUGUUAUUUCUUGGUGUAUAACAAUGUCCUACCAUGUUACAAUUUCCUCAUUGUUUUUGCUCCACAUCAUCUUUUGUAGGUUUGGCUGGACAUAUACCAAAGUUUCCCCUGAAUUAUUGUUGAAAAGCAUCCAGUUUACGCUAAUGCUCAUCAAAUUUUGAACUGUGUUCAUGAUACAAGAAAUAUGAUAAAACUUGGACGAUGUAUAUAUACAUCUUGUUAAUAUUGAUCUUAAAGGAGAAGACAAAAUAUGAGGAAUUAUUUCUCAUUGAUUUCAA
This is a messenger RNA of Cajanus cajan (pigeon pea), 1940 nucleotides long. Its product is annotated as CBL-interacting serine/threonine-protein kinase 3. The record is from RefSeq and is a predicted model, not a curated record. NCBI's taxonomy places the organism in Eukaryota, Viridiplantae, Streptophyta, Magnoliopsida, Fabales, Fabaceae. Gene Ontology annotation, biological process: signal transduction; protein phosphorylation. Gene Ontology annotation, molecular function: ATP binding; protein serine/threonine kinase activity.